Molecule: messenger RNA, 2427 nt
Organism: Mucor mucedo
Lineage: Eukaryota; Fungi; Mucoromycota; Mucoromycetes; Mucorales; Mucoraceae
Exons: 4
Coding region: 69-2330 (753 amino acids)
Molecular function (GO): glutamine synthetase activity
Source: RefSeq, a predicted model, not a curated record
UUUAAACAUAAUUCAAAUCCGGUUUCUUUUCCUUUUCUUUUUUCUAACUUUACACAUCAUCUUACACUAUGGCUCAUCAAGCACGUAUCAACAGUGUGGUAGAAUCCCUCACCAAAGCCCCUCGUACCGUCGAUUUCCCUCAAAAGAAUGGUCAAGUACAACCUAUGUCUGAAAUUUUCGGUCAAAACGUCUUUUCUCGUAAUGAAAUGGCAAAGAUGUUACCCAAGCCUGUCUACAAGACUUUUGUUCAAACAUUAAAGGGUAAGCAUACUAUGGAUAGAGUCACUGCCGAUGCCAUUGCCCAUGCUGUCAAGGUUUGGUCUAUUGAACGUGGUGCCACUCAUUUCACCCAUUGGUUCCAACCUUUGAAUGAUUGUACCGCUGAGAAGCAUGAUGCUUUCUUGACUUUGAAGUCUAGCUUUGUAGAUGGUUCCGAAGUGGUUACUGCCAUCGACACUUUCUCUGGUUCUCAAUUAUUACAAUCCGAGCCCGAUGCAUCUUCUUUCCCUUCAGGUGGUAUGCGUACAACUUUCGAAGCACGUGGUUACACUGUUUGGGACACUAAGAGUCCCAUGUUCAUUCAAGAAGGACCCCACGGUACUUCUAUUCUUUAUAUUCCUUCCGUCUUUAUUUCAUAUAACGGUGAGGCCUUGGAUGAAAAGUCUGUUCUUUUGAGAUCUUCCGAAGUCUUGGAAAGAGUUGCAUUAGAAGUCCUUAACGUCAUUGAACCUAAGGAUUCAGAUAAUCGCUCCGAACUUGUUUAUACCACUCUUGGUACCGAGCAAGAAUAUUUCUUGAUUGAUAGAUCUCUUUAUACUCUCCGUCCUGAUUUAAAGAUCACCGGUCGUACCUUAUUAGGUGGACUUCCUCCCAGACAUCAACAAUUGGAAGAUCAUUACUUUGGUAAGAUCCCCACCCGUGUCUUGUCUGCCAUCAGUGAGUGUGAACUUGAAUUAGCCAAAUUGGGUGUUCCCAUCAAGACACGUCAUAAUGAAGUCGCUCCUGCUCAAUUUGAAGUUGCACCUAUCUUCGAGGAAGCUCUUUUAGCCGUCGAUCACAAUUUGUUAACCAUGGAUGUUCUCCAUCGUGUUGCUCAUCGUCACAAGCUCAAGGUGCUCUUCCACGAAAAGCCCUUCCGUGGUGUCAAUGGUUCCGGAAAGCAUUGUAACUGGAGUUUAUCUACCGAUAAGGGUGAUAACCUUUUGGACCCCUCUGCUUCCCCUGAAACCAACUACCGUUUCUUGAUCUUUUUGGUGGCCACCUUAAAGGGUGUCCUUGAUCACGGUGAUCUUCUCCGUGCCGGUGUUGCUUCUGCUUCUAACGAUCAUCGUCUUGGUGCUCAUGAAGCUCCUCCCGGUAUUAUCUCUGCUUUCUUGGGUUCUCAAUUGACCGAAGUUUUAGAUUCUAUUGAGGAAAACAGACCCAUCAACUAUGGCUCUCAUGAACUCCAACAUGUCCGCGUCAAGGGUACUGUGUUAGAUUUAAAGGUUGCUAACUUGCCUCCCAUCUCUCGUGAUUUGACCGAUCGUAACCGUACUUCUCCCUUUGCCUUCACUGGUAACAAGUUUGAAUUCCGUGCUGUCGGUUCCAAGCAAUCUCCUUCUUUCCCUGUCACUUUGUUGAACUCUGCCGUUGCCAAGGCCUUGACUGAAAUUUUGGCCGACUUGAAGGUCGCUAAGGGUAACAAGCCUGUGGCCUCUGUUGAAGACCAACUUAGUGUGAUUCGCAAGUACAUCAAGUUGACCAAGGCCAUUCGUUUCGAGGGUGAUAACUAUUCUGACGAAUGGGUUCAAGAAGCAGCCAAGCGUGGUUUAGCUAACAUUACCAAGAGUCCUGCAGCUUUUGUUCGUUUAUUGAGAAAAGAAAACACCGAUAUGUUGAAGGAGAUGGGUGUCUUUUCCGAUGCCGAGUUACAAUCUCGUUAUCAUAUCUUGGUUGAAAAGUAUGCAAAGGAUAUCACCAUUGAAGCUCAAACAAUGAUCACCAUGGUGAUUCAACAAGUGUUGCCUGCUGCUUAUCAAUAUAGACGUGAUUUAGCUGAGGCCGCCUCCUUCAUGAAGAACAUCGGAGUUGAAGCAUCACCCGAAAUUGAUUUGUUGAACGAGUUGACACCUAUUGUUGGUACUCUUCAAAAGGAUAUCACUGCUCUUAAAUACCUCAUGGUGGAUCUCAUCCAGGUCCAAGAUAUUGUCAAGUUGGCUAACGCUUGUUGUGACCAAGUCAUUCCCAAGAUGGAGGCUAUUCGUGAGCUUGCCGAUAAGUUGGAACGUAACGUUGCUGACAAGUUGUGGCCUUUGCCCAAGUACACUGAAUUAUUCUUAAACAUUUAAAUUGCAUUCCUAUUUUUUUUAAAAAAAAAAUCAAAAAGUUUUCCAUUUGUAUCAUAUUAAAUAAACUUUUUAUUUUUAUUUUUGUUCAUAAACAAAA